Danio rerio (zebrafish) is the source of this 955-nucleotide messenger RNA. The record is from RefSeq and is a predicted model, not a curated record. NCBI's taxonomy places the organism in Eukaryota, Metazoa, Chordata, Actinopteri, Cypriniformes, Danionidae.
CCUGUUCCAAAAAAACCCCUGCCUGUCACACAAAUACUUCUCUCUUACAUCAUCUGAAUCUGUAAGUUCACAUUUCGAAGACUCCUGGAGCAGAAACACCCUUCCUCUAUGGUCAAAAAGUGGAAGUUAGUCGAUUAGCAGUCAUGAACCGCACUGAUUGUCAGUACCGUUUUAAACUGAUCAUGAUAGGUGGAGAUUGUGUUGGAAAGUCAUGCAUGCUGCAGCGCUACACAAGAGGCCAGUUUCCAGAAAGUGUAAAUGUGACCAUUGGAAUGAGCUUCCGCAAUCACAUCCUAGAGGUGGAGCCCGGGGUGAGAGUGGCUCUGGACAUUUAUGAUACAGCCGGUCAUGAAUCCUUUUGGCAGGUUAUCUGCUGUUGCUUCCCUCAGUCUGCCGGAUGUCUGCUGGUGUUUGAUCUGGGCGAUAACAAAUCUUUCAGUUACAUCAAGCAUCGAUACACAGAGGUGUGCAAGGCUGUCCGUCCAUACAGUGUGCGGUUUUUGCUGGUGGGACACAAGUGUGACAGAGAAGAGCGAGAUGUGAGUCAAGAAGAAGUGGACGAGUUCGCAAGUAAAGUUGAAGCUCUGUACAUCGAGGCCUCUGCUAAAACAGGUCACAAUGUGGCAGAAGCUUUUGAGCUGUUAACCCGCCACAUUUAUCAGGGCUUAAUUAAUGGAGAAGUGCAUUUGCAUGAAAGCUGGGGAAAGAUUGAGAACAAAACCAACAAAUGCUGUGCCUCAUGAGAUAAACAUGACUACAAUUUUUGAUUGUCAAUACAAAAGCCAUGCAAAAAAUGAAGAAAAGAAAUUAAUGAUAUAAAUCACUAUAAAUCACAUUUCAUAAGAUGACAGUGACUGAACAUAGUUUUUGAGUAAACUGCUGUUUGUAUUUCUCUUCUAUUUUAUUGUGCUGUUUAAAGAAAUCAAAACAACAGAAUUAUAUAAUUUUAACCCUU